Messenger RNA from Rotaria sordida, 2058 nucleotides. Lineage: Eukaryota; Metazoa; Rotifera; Eurotatoria; Philodinida; Philodinidae. The record is from the annotation of a GenBank genome assembly.
AUGGAUGAUCAAGCACUGAAACAACUUGCUCUACAAAAAGAAAAAGAAUGGUUAGCUGUUAUGCAAGAGCGACUAGCCACCUUAGAAGCAACUGUUGAAAAUAGAGAUCAACAAUUAGCUGAAUUAAAUCAAAAAUAUAAUCGUUUAUCAGAAGAUUUUAAAUACAAUUUAAAAUUAGUUGAUGAUCGAGAUAAAGAACUUGCAACAUUUGAUAAUCGUUUCAAAGAAAUGAAAAAAAUUUUAAAUGAAAAAAAUAGUGAAAUAUCAGAAUUAAAAAUUGUAAACGAUCAAUUAUACACAUUAAAAAAACAAAUUGAAUUACAAAUAGAUGAAGAAAAAAAACAUUUUUUACAUCGUUUAUCAAUAAAAGAAAAAGAUUUAUCAAAUUAUAAACAACAAUGUGAUCAAAUACUUCAAACAGAACGUGAACAAUUAGAACAAGAACGUCGAGCUAUUAAUCGUCGUCUUACAGAACUUGAAAAUGAAUUAGAAAGACAACGACGAGAAUUAACAAAUGAAUUUGAAACACAAACAAAAAAACUUGAAUAUGAUUGGAAACGUCGUCAUGAUGAUGUUAUCAAUUUACAACUUGCAAGUGAACUUAAAAGUAAAUUAUUAACUGAAGAAUUGGAACAACAUAUUCAAACAAUUCGUAAAAUAGAAUUAAACAAUAAUGAAUUGAUGGAACGUAAUAAAACUUUAGAAAAGUCAGUAAAAGAACUUGAAUGGCAAUUACAUGAACAAGAAGCUGUAAAAAAUGCAAGAAUCAAAGAACUUGAAUUGAAGUGUAGUAAUGUUGAUGGAAGACUUCAAGAACGAGAGGAUGAUUAUAGCCGAAAAUACAGUGAACGUGAUCGAUUAAUACGUGAAAAAGAUGUUAAAAUAGAACAGUUAAAACAAAGUUAUCAAGAACUUGAAGAUAAAUGGCAAAGUUCAAAUGAUCAAUGUUUUCAAUUACGACAACAACAAAAUGAAAAACAACGUGAAUACGAACAUAUCAUCCGAGAAAAAGAUGCUUCCUUAUCUACAUUACAAGAUGAAAUAAAUCAAAUAAAAAAACAAUGGAAUCAUCAAUUAACACAAAUAAGUAAAGAACAUGCCAAUGAAAAUAUUGAACAUCAUGCUUUACAAGAUGAAUGUGAUACAUUAAAAGCUGAACUUAAAAUUAAAGACAAUCAUAUUAAUCGAUAUAAAAAAGAACUUGAAGAUGCUUUAGAUCGUGAACGUGCAUUAGAAGAAGCAAAAGCACAAUUAGAUAUUGAUUGGCAAAAAAAACUUAAUCAAAAUCAAAGACAAGAAUAUCAUAAAUCUGAAGAUCUUAUUGAAAAAUUAUCUAGUGCUCAUGAACAGGCUAUUGCACAAGUAAAAAAAUUAGAAAAUGAUAUUAGUUUUAAAGAUGAUUUACUUAAAGCUUAUACAAAUCAAUAUAAAUCAAAUGGUGGAGAUGCUGAUGCUUUAGUUGUCUUACAACGUGAAAAUGAAAAUCUUCGUUCAGUUAUUUCACAAAUGCGACAACAAAUGGAAGCACUUGUAAAUGAUUUACCUGGUCAAACAACAUCAGGACAAUCAAAUUUAAUUGUUGAAUUACAAAAUGAAAAUCAAACAUUACGUCAGCAAAAUCGUGAUUUAAUAUCUCGACUUGAUUCACGUCAUUCAAAUCUUGAUAUUGAUCAUACAGCUGUUAAUAAUGAACUUAAAAAAAAUCCACAAUUAAAUAGUUAUGUACAAUCAUUGAAUAACACCAUCGCAACUCUACGUACGGAAAAAAUGCAACUUGUAUCUCAAGUGCGAAAAUUAGAAGGUCGUUUAAUUCAAAUAGAAAAAAAUCAUGAUAAUUUUCAACGAGAACUUCGACAAAGACAAUCACGUAUUGAUCAAUUAACAUAUCAAUCAAAUGCUGAUGAUCGUCGUCAUCAAACUGAAUUGACUAGUAUGAAACAAAAAAUGAGUGAUCUUGAAGUACUUCUAUUAGAAACAAGACGUGAAGCAGACGAAUAUCAAAAAUCAAUUAUUGAACGAAAUGCUGAUGUUGCUGAACUGGAACGAAAGGCAUGUUAG